AUGCAACGACCGAAUCGAGCACGACGCGGGUGCACGGUGGGGUGACAAGGCUGCGGCGAUUUUUGGAGUCGAUGUCCUUGAAAGUGGCCAAGGCAACCGCAGGAAUGGUACUCGGAGAGCUGUAUGUCUCAGAUCGAGAGGGAAAUGAUGCUACAGGUGAUGGAACCAAGGAGAAACCUUUUAAAACAGGUCUAAAGGCUUUGAUGACAGUAGGAAAAGAACCGUUUCCUACCAUUUACGUAGAUUCACAAAAAGAAAAUGAGAGGUGGGAUGUUAUUUCUAAAUCGCAGAUGAAGAACAUUAGAAAAAUGUGGCACAGGGAACAAAUGAAGAAUGAAUGCCGGGAAAAGAAAGAGGCAGAAGACAAUUUGCGAAGAGAAAAAAACCUGGAAGAAGCAAAGAAGAUUACCAUUAAAAAUGAUCCAAGUCUUCCAGAGCCAAAAUGUGUGAAGAUUCAUGCAUUAGAAGCACAUAGAGGCCAAAGAGUAAAGGUGUUUGGCUGGGUCCACAGGCUGCGUAGGCAAGGAAAGAAUUUAAUGUUCCUGGUGUUGCGCGAUGGUACAGGUUAUCUCCAGUGUGUCUUGUCGGAUGAGCUGUGUCAGUGUUACAAUGGAGUGGUCUUGUCCACUGAGAGUAGUGUCGCAGUGUAUGGAAUGCUAAAUCUUACCCCAGAGGGCAAGCAGGCUCCAGGGGGCCAUGAGCUGAGCUGUGACUUCUGGGAACUAAUUGGGUUGGCCCCUGCUGGAGGAGCCGAUAACUUGAUCAACGAGGAAUCUGAUGUUGAUGUCCAGCUCAACAACAGACACAUGAUGAUCCGAGGAGAAAACAUGUCGAAAAUCUUGAAAGCCCGGUCGCUGAUCACCAGGUGCUUCAGAGAUCACUUCUUUGACAGGGGGUACUAUGAGGUUACUCCUCCAACAUUAGUGCAAACACAAGUAGAAGGUGGUUCCACACUCUUCAAGCUUGACUAUUUUGGGGAAGAGGCGUUUCUGACACAGUCCUCUCAGUUGUACCUGGAGACCUGCCUCCCAUCGCUCGGAGAUGUAUUUUGCAUUGCACAGUCAUACAGGGCAGAGCAAUCCAGAACUCGAAGGCACCUGGCAGAGUACACUCACAUUGAAGCAGAGUGCGCUUUCUUGACCUUUGAGGACCUCCUGACCCGAGUGGAGGACUUGAUUUGUGACGUGGUGGACAGAGUCUUGAAAUCCCCCAUAGCAAGUAUAGUGUAUGACCUCAACCCGAACUUCAAGCCCCCCAAACGGCCUUUUAAACGGAUGAACUAUUUGGAUGCCAUUGUGUGGCUAAAAGAACACAAUGUAAAGAAAGAAGAUGGAACUUUCUAUGAAUUUGGAGAAGAUAUCCCAGAAGCUCCUGAGAGACUGAUGACAGACACCAUUAAUGAGCCAAUCUUGCUGUGUCGAUUUCCUGUAGAGAUCAAGUCCUUCUAUAUGCAGCGAUGUCCUGAGGAUUCCCGCCUUACUGAAUCUGUUGACGUGUUGAUGCCUAAUGUUGGUGAGAUUGUGGGAGGCUCCAUGCGUAUUUGGGAUAGUGAAGAGAUUCUGGCAGGCUACAAAAGAGAAGGGAUUGACCCCACUCCCUAUUACUGGUAUACAGAUCAGAGAAAGUAUGGUACAUGUGCUCAUGGAGGAUAUGGCUUGGGCUUGGAACGAUUCUUAACUUGGAUUCUGAAUAGGUAUCACAUCCGAGAUGUGUGCUUAUACCCUCGAUUUGUCCAGCGCUGCACGCCAUAAUCAACUCCUCCUAAAGCUUUAAGGAGAAUACGGUUCACGAAAGGAACAGACUGCCUCUUUUUUUAAAAAGCCAAAAUUUUCCCUUUUUUUGUUUUAUUAGGGUUCAACUCUUUCUGUUUUCUCUUUCUGUUUAUUAUUUCUACUAUCAUAAAAAGUAGUUUACUUGGAUAUCAAGUGAACAUUGAUAUUGUCAUUUUAAGAAAACAAAAAUCCAUUAUAAAAUUUGGGUGAAAUAUGUGGCAUGUAACUGUAAUUAUGAAUAUAUUUUAGCAUUUUGGUAUCCACUUAUAGAUCAUAAGCUUUGUGCCAUAUAUUCCAUAUAUUUAAAUAAUUUUUAAUUAUGUUCUAAGACAUUCCAGUGACUUUGCUUUUCUGUCCUUUUAAGUGUAACUGGAAUUCUUCAGUUUAUAUCAUUUUAUUCUAUCCAUGAGUUAAAAUAAACCUCGUGGGUGAAAAUUGACAAUAUGGCAUAAGAAAUUGCUAGUUUCAGAAUAGGAUGUAAUUCAGCAAUAGAUACUGGGAUCAAAUGAAUACAGACUUUUGCAUCAGUUAUUAAUCUUUCUAAAUCUGUAUUGUUGCUUAUAAUUCUGAGGCAUACAAACUGAUGUGGAAUAAUUUCUAAAAAAUAGAAAUGUCUUAAAGAAUUUGACAUAAAAUCAUAAUUGUUGAAGUAAAUAAUGAAGUAAGAUCUCAUAUAUAUGUGUAUGUGUAUAUGUGUAUAUAUAUAUAUGGUGCAUAUAUAAUAUUGUUCGGUAGUUAAAUGAUUUACAGCAUCCCUCCUAGCAUUAGUUUAAGCUAAAGAGGCAGACUGGUUGUUCCUGGUAGUUCCUAAGUAAUUAAGAAUAAAUGAGUUUCAAAAGAAAUUAUAACAGGAAUCCUAAUAACAACUGUAAGUGGUUGUUUGAAUGGUCCUCACCAUGUCCUCAGAUCUAAUCUGUGUUACCUUAUUAACUCACAGCAGGCUUGUUGAAUGGCUUCAUUUCAGAUUGGGUUAAUUUCUCCCCCAAACUGCAUGUCAUGUAUUCUCAAUAGACUGUAUUCCCAGCAAUCAAUAAAUGGACACACAGAAAAAACACUUAGUUGGCUUAUUUU
Molecule: messenger RNA, 2843 nt
Organism: Trichechus manatus latirostris (Florida manatee)
Lineage: Eukaryota; Metazoa; Chordata; Mammalia; Sirenia; Trichechidae
Gene: NARS1
Product: asparaginyl-tRNA synthetase 1
Exons: 15
Coding region: 72-1751 (559 amino acids)
Biological process (GO): asparaginyl-tRNA aminoacylation
Cellular component (GO): cytoplasm
Molecular function (GO): ATP binding; asparagine-tRNA ligase activity; nucleic acid binding
Source: RefSeq, a predicted model, not a curated record